Saccostrea cuccullata (small rock oyster) is the source of this 1813-nucleotide messenger RNA. Its product is annotated as WD repeat-containing protein 25-like. Lineage: Eukaryota; Metazoa; Mollusca; Bivalvia; Ostreida; Ostreidae. The record is from RefSeq and is a predicted model, not a curated record. The coding region runs from base 138 to 1703 and encodes 521 amino acids. Gene Ontology annotation, molecular function: protein binding. The transcript is spliced from 6 exons.
AUUCAGUGCGAUCUGACAAUAUGUCUGCGCCCAUGGUUUGUUGAUAUUUUGAUAACUUUCUCAAGCCGGUGCCCCAAGUAUACGAUUAUACGUUGCUUUUUGAUGUUCUUUUAAAGAAAAAGGCUUAUAAUGAUUCAAUGGACUUGCUAAAGAAUUACUCUGAUGAAAGUGAAACAGAAGAUGAGGGUCCUAAAGAAGAAAAGGACACUGAAGGAAAUUCUAUUGACAAAAGCAGCUUUAGCAAGAUGAAGUCAGACGCUGGUGAACAGUUCAAUGUUGUUGACUUCUUUGGUUUGAAUGAUUCUGAUGAGGAGUCAGAAGAGCCCCCAGUAAAGAAAACCAGGAAGUUCCAGCUAGAGUCACAAAAGGGCACAGAUAGUUAUGUGGAGGUUCCUGAUAGCAAUUUCUGGAGAAACUUUACUCCUCAAGAAAAUCCAGAGGAUGAUAACAAUUUGCUAGAGAAGACAAAAGUUGAGAAAGGCCCACAUGCAGAAGCAUAUCAAAUCAGGACACAGGGAAGCCAAGUUUAUCAUCAAACAAAGGUACAUCCGAGGUCUUAUCAGGCAAGUGGUCAGGUUUCUGAAUAUGUAACAAAAGGACAUGGUCACUGUAAUACCCCCAAUGAUCUUGCUGGUCAGACUUUCAACAGAACUCCUCAGUCUCAACAGAGAUUCAGUUCUCACACUGAAUCACAAAGACAACUUUUCUAUGUACAUUCAAAGAUAGCACCUCAUUUGAUGAAAAACAAUAUACACAACAGGUAUCCACGUCAAGUGGAGAAAGAGCUAGGUGACCAUACACAGACUGUAAACAGGGUGAUGUGGAAUAAUCCACCUUACUGCCACCUGUUCCUGUCAGCUUCUAUGGAUGGGACUGUCAGGAUCUGGAAUAUCUGGACUCAGCUGUCCCCCUGUGUUAAGGUUCUCAGUUUCCAUAAGAAAGCUGUUAAAGAUGCCGUCUGGAGCCUGGAUGGAAGACAUACUCUCAGCUGUAGUUAUGACAAGACUGCAAAGUGGAUAGAUGUGGAAAAAGGUUCAGUAUUAUCUACAUUUCAAAACACCUCCUUUGUGACAAGUUGUAAAAAUCAUCCCAGUGACCCUAACCUCAGCAUCACUGGAUGUCAGAAUGGAAUUCAUUGCUGGGACUCCAGAAGUAGUGAGUCUCCUUGUAGAACAUACACAUAUAAGGAUUCCUUUGGACAGGUUCAGGACCUUCUUUUCAACAGAGAUGGAAACACAUUUUUCUCAGCAGGAAGUGAAAUUACACAAGACUCAGCAGAUAGAAAUAUCAUGGCCUGGGAUUUCAGAGCAAGCAGUGUCCUAUCCAACCAAAUCUAUCAAGAGAGGUACAGCUGCACUCGUCUGAAGCUUCACCCCACGUCUGGUCAUUUCCUGGCUCAGUCACAUGGAAACUACAUUGCCAUGUUCUCUGUUAAUCGGCCAUAUAAGAUGAACAAAGCAAAACGCUUUGAGGGUCACAAGCUAUCUGGAUACUCAUUAGGAUUUGAUAUUUCUCCAGAUGGAUCUCUGGUUUUAAGUGGAGACAGCAAUGGAAAGCUUUUCUGCUAUAACUAUCAAUCUGGGAAAAUUAUCCAGAAGAUCCCUACAGGUAUGGAUGUAGUCAUGGAUGUCAGCUUUAAUCCAGUUCUGCCCUCCACGGUUGUAAUCUGUGGAUGGAAUGGAAAAAUUCAGGUUCUCAACUAGAAUCCAGAUUAGAAUUGUUUGGAUGGAGUGAUAAUUUAUUUGAAUUCUUUUGAGAUCAAGUGGUAAACGAAUUACCUGAAUUGUUACCCAUUUUGGGGAUAUUUUUUCUU